UUCACAUCCCUAGCGAAAUCUUUUCCCGGAAUGAAGAGUCCAAGUCGGUGGUGUAGUGAUGUCCAGGUUACCAGACCGAUCCCUACUCACUCGCUGCGAGAUUUUCGUCUACUUCGGCGUCUAUAUAUUGUAUAUAGUUGUGGGCCUGUACAAGAUAUAUGGACUGCGGGAUCACAUAGCCAAUGAGGCAAAGUUCCAGUUUCCGGAGGGCUGGCGCUUGUAUCCUUUUUCCCAGCGGCGUCGGGAUGACAGCAACGAUGAGCUGGAGAACUUUGGAGACUUUAUCGCCAGCUUUUGGCCCUUUUACUUGCUGCACGCGGUUGUCCAAGGAUUUAUACGCUGGAAAUGUCCCCGCCUUCAGUGUCUGGGAUUCAUCGGCGUCUGUGCCUUGGCUCUUAGUGUAAGCCUGGACUGGUCAUCGAUGGUACUACUAGUCACAUUGAUAGCAACGUACUACCUCGUUUCCCUGCUCUCACUAAAAUUCCUCGUGUGGCUCUUGUCCGCCGGCUGGAUACUGUGCAUCAAUGUGAUGCAAAAGAAUGCCUGGUGGACAGAUCGCGUUGGUUACACGGAAUACGUCCUGGUUAUUGUCACAAUGUCCUGGAGUGUGCUUCGCGGAUGCAGUUAUUCGCUUUCCAAGAUGGGAGCUAAGCAGGAGGAUUUGACGAGAUACAGCCUCGUCCAGUAUCUUGGCUACGCCAUGUACUUUCCCUGUCUGACCUAUGGGCCAAUCAUUAGCUACCAGAGGUUCGCAGCCCGGAGAGAGGAUGAAGAGCAAAACUGGCUGAGAUUCGUCGGAGGACUCCUGCGCAGCGCCAUAUGGUGGUUGGUGAUGCAGUGCGCCCUCCACUAUUUCUAUAUACACUACAUGUCGCGCGAUGUGCGAAUGGUGGAGAUGAUGGACUCGGUGUUUUGGCAGCACUCCGCCGGCUACUUCAUGGGCCAGUUCUUUUUCCUGUACUACGUGGUGACAUACGGCUUGGGGAUAGCUUUUGCUGUGCAGGAUGGCAUCCCAGCGCCCAAUAGACCUCGCUGCAUCGGACGCAUCCACUUCUACUCGGACAUGUGGAAGUACUUCGAUGAGGGUCUGUACGAAUUCCUAUUCCAGCACAUUUACGCCGAGCUGUGCGGCAAGCGAUCAUCGGCAGCGGCAAAGUUCGGCGCCACCGCCUUGACCUUCGCCUUUGUGUUCGUCUGGCAUGGAUGCUACACCUACGUGCUUAUCUGGAGCAUUCUGAACUUCCUCUGCCUGGCUGCAGAGAAGGUGUUUAAGACGUUUACCGCGAUGCCGGAGUACCAGCGGUGGACACAGCGUCACCUGGGAGCCGUGGGAGCUCAGCGAUUGUACGCAAUCCUGGCCACCCAGCUCUUCAUUCCGGCCGCCUUCUCCAAUGUCUACUUUAUCGGCGGACAAGAGAUUGGAGACUUCCUAAUGCGCGGCGCCUACCUUAGUGGAGUGGGCAACUAUAUGGCACUCUGCUUCUGCAGCUAUUGUUUUUUCCAAUGCUCUGAGUUGCUUCUGACCAAGUCGGAUGGUCGCUCCAAGACCAAAACUUUUUGACCUCGCCAAAAGUCUGUCUAGAUUUACGUGAAACUAACUACUUCUGAACGAACUUGUAUUAUAAGAUGGCUUUAGAAUUGUUUUGUGUUUUCACAGAAAAA
Messenger RNA from Drosophila sechellia, 1662 nucleotides. RefSeq names its product protein-cysteine N-palmitoyltransferase Rasp (gene rasp). The record is from RefSeq and is a predicted model, not a curated record. The transcript has a single exon. Gene Ontology annotation, cellular component: endoplasmic reticulum. Gene Ontology annotation, biological process: protein palmitoylation. Bases 59 to 1561 code for a protein of 500 amino acids. NCBI's taxonomy places the organism in Eukaryota, Metazoa, Arthropoda, Insecta, Diptera, Drosophilidae. Gene Ontology annotation, molecular function: palmitoyltransferase activity.